This is a messenger RNA of Rosa rugosa (rugosa rose), 743 nucleotides long. RefSeq names its product beta-amyrin synthase-like. The record is from RefSeq and is a predicted model, not a curated record. Gene Ontology annotation, molecular function: beta-amyrin synthase activity. Gene Ontology annotation, cellular component: lipid droplet. Bases 371 to 688 code for a protein of 105 amino acids. The transcript has 2 exons. Lineage: Eukaryota; Viridiplantae; Streptophyta; Magnoliopsida; Rosales; Rosaceae. Gene Ontology annotation, biological process: triterpenoid biosynthetic process.
GGGACAUUUUGAAGUCCCUCAAGCUUGUUGAGUGUGUAAGUUUCUCUUUUCUUUUUUAGCUUAUUUUAUCAGUGCACCCUUUUGCAUAUAUUUAUGUUUAGUGUUGAAAGUAGUAAGUACUCUUUUUUUUGUAGAUUAAGGGUCUGUCAAAUGUGAAAGAGGAGGUUUAUGGGGCCCUUGAUUCUUUCAUUGUUUGGGAAUUGAAAUUCUCUUUGAAUUCCCUCCGAAAAUUUGUUAAUUCUAAUCUCUCAGCUUUUUGAUUUGGCGAAGUUUUUCAAUUUGCAUCUUCGAUCUAAGUGAAGUUUACGGUUUUUCUGUCAACAGCUGUGUGCUUUGGUUUGAUCAGCAGCUCUGAUUGAUAACUUGAGAUAUGCCAGAGCUUGCUGAGGUUGAAGUGGCUCGUCUUCAUUUCUACAACAACCGCUAUCAGGUUAAGCCCAGUGGCGACCUUCUUUGGCGGAUGCAGUUCCUGAGAGAGAAAAAGUUCAUUCAGACAAUUCCUCCGGUAAAAGUUGAAGAUGGCGAGGUUAUAACCUAUGAAAAAAUCACAGAUGCACUGAGAAGGUCUGUCCACUUCUUCUCAGCAUUGCAGGCAAGCGAUGGCCAUUGGCCUGCAGAAAAUGCUGGCCCUUUGUUUUUCCUUCCUCCUUUGGUAAGUUCUUUGAUUCUCUGUAACUGUAAAUUAUAGUCAUCAAUACUAUCGGUACCAUGGUGAAUAUUGUGGAUAGACAGAAACAUAUACG